AUGGGCGACAACAACAACAACAACAGCACUUCCCACGGCACCGGUGGCAACCGAAGUCUCGUCAUCGCUCUGAGCACUGUGCUCUCUCUGCUCGGGGUUGUCAUGAUCAUCGGGGCAAUUUACCUCUGUUAUCGGUAUCGCCGCGGCCGCCUUCCGUUCAGCCGCCGGGGUAACACUCCCAUCGACGACGAGGAAAUUGAGUCCUGGAAGGCUUGCCGGACGAUCGAGAAGUGUACCACCAUCGUUGUCGACGAGCAAGAUCAGCAUGGCUCGGCUGGAUCCGUCCAGAAGCCGUCCAGCACGAUCGUCUACCAGGACAACAGCCAGCCCCAUCCUCGCAUGUCGACUGAAACGACUCAACGCUCCCUCUAUCACAAGCGGAGCAUGGACAAGAAGAGCAUUGAUAUUCCUCAGCCUUCUGUCCUGGCAAGAGCACCCAACGCCCGUGUUGGUCUCACCGAUGACGCCAUCGAAGGUGACCGUGCCUUCAUCCCAUCUCCAAAGCGCAGAAACUCGAGGUUAUCCAAGCUUCCACCGUUGUCCCCCCGCCAUGGUAGGCAUCGCAGCUCCCGCAGUAGCGUCAGCAUUGGUAGUCUACGGGAUCACUGGUACGGUUACCACGUUGAUAUGGAGCUUUCACCGCGUGCAUCCGCCGAUCCUUAUACCCGCAUGCCUUCUUCCGCACACUCGGAUGGCAGGCACCGACGUGUUUACUCCUCUUCUGCGAAUCCUCCCAGGUUAUCACUAGGCGAGGAACCCCAAUUGGGCGGCCUUUCUCCGCGCCCGUUAUUUCGGCAAGCAGAAAUUGGCCUCGCCGUAGGUUGA
Colletotrichum graminicola M1.001 is the source of this 825-nucleotide messenger RNA. RefSeq lists its product as uncharacterized. The record is from RefSeq and is a predicted model, not a curated record. The coding region runs from base 1 to 825 and encodes 274 amino acids. The transcript has a single exon. Lineage: Eukaryota; Fungi; Ascomycota; Sordariomycetes; Glomerellales; Glomerellaceae.